AGUCAAGUUUAGAUUAACCGCGUGGUAAACAGAAACGAGACGUGUUAUAGCGGAAAAAUGUGGUGAAGAAUGAGAAACGUAUCGAAAUUCGCCGUUUAUUGUGAAGUUUUGCAAGGUUUUCGCACUUAUAGAGCUUUCAAUGGUGGGGGAAGUUGUCAAGUAAAGGGGUUAGUGGUCUAGUGAUUUUGAGGAAUGGAAAUUAGACGUUGAAAUUGUGACUUGGCGCGGUUCGAGUAGUGGUUUUUGCUUUGUGAUUUUGGGGUCGAUGCCUUUUUCGAGGAGUCCUGUGUGCUUUUAGGCUGUGAUGUAGAAAUAUAAGAAGUGAAACUAUUUGUUUUAGGUGCGUUUUUUCUAUAAAUGUGCGAGCAUCAAAACUAGGUAAAACUCCAUAGAACACCAGUUGCUAGGACUUAGUCUAUCCAUUCCCGGACUUGAUUUCAAUGAAACAUCUUCCACCCCCAGGGUAAAAAUAUCCCCCAGCACAGGGUCAACUCUGAAGUAGAGGAUUGAUGGAAAGGGAGAAAGUCAUGUAAAUCGUCGACCGACAGCACUCGAAUUAGAAGAAGCACGAUGAUUUGGCAACCGACCCGCGUACUUCUGCAGGGCCUCGUUCUUCUAACCUUCAGCUUGCACUGGUUCGCGCUGGCCACUUUGCCGAGCAACGCCAAGUUUUACACGAUACACUGGAACUCGUCGAACCCCAUUUUUCGUAUCGAUAACACCGACAAUAUCAUCGAUGUCAAUAGGAACAACGUUAAGUUUGAAUAUGAUCAGGUGAACCUGAUAUGCCCCGUGUACAUGCCCGGCAUGCGAGACGAAGAGAUGGAGAAGUACAUCAUCUACAACGUUUCCAAGGAUGAAUACGAAACCUGUAGGAUAACUAACCCCAAUCCCAAGAUAAUAGCUGUUUGCGAUAAACCUUACAAGCUUAUGUAUUUUACUAUUACGUUUAGACCGUUCACACCUCAACCGGGAGGGCUGGAGUUUUUGCCAGGUCAUGACUACUACUUCAUCUCCACCUCGACGAGCGACGACUUGCACCGGAGGAUAGGCGGCCGGUGUACGACUCACAACAUGAAGAUCGUCUUCAAGGUGUGGGGCCCACCUCAGGCACCCAUCACCAGCCCUCCGCCCCCCGUGACGUCGAAGCCUUCGUGGUGGUCGGUGACGGCGCAGCGCACGACGACGUCGUCCACCACCUCGUCUACCACGACAAGCCCUCCGACGACAACCACGAAAAAGUCCAAGACUUAUAACAAACACCCCAACGAGGUGGUGAAAAGUGAAGAACUGACUCUAGGCGGCGCUACGUGCGGCGCCAAUGUCGUGAUGGUCGCGGUGUGCGCGUUCUCGUUGGUGGUGUUUGCGUUUCGAUGAAAUUUCUGAGCCUUUUCGAGACUCGAUGUGUUCUCCCUCUGCCCUCCUCCCUUUUGUACGGCUAUUAUGUAAAAUGUCCGGACUAUACGUCUUCGGUGACCUAAAACUAUCCUAAUUUAUAUAAAUGAAUAUGAGAGUAAUUGGUAUCCGUGGAUCGCCCCGAAACGGUUUCCAAGCGGUAUCUGGGUUGGUUGCGAAGGAAUUUCGGUUUCCGUCGGAGAACUUUUUUCUGAGCUUGGCAAGCCAGGAGAAAUCAGGUUCUUCGAAUUUAUCGAGUAAUGUCACACCAAUAGUUGUGUCCUUGAAUAUUUUGGGAAAAAAAUCGAUUGAGAAAUGUUUACUUUUUUGAGUAAUGCCCCAUUGAAUAAUUUUAAAAUUUGUAGAUGAGUUCUUUAAAGGGCAAAUACCAACAUGAGUAAGCCGCAAAAUUGAGGAAUUCCUUGUUGAAUAUUCAAUCUUUGACGAAGCUCAUGGUGUCUACAAACCAGUGUAAACAUUAAAGUAAUUGACAAAAUGGUUUAGACUUUUGCGGCUGAGGUUUUCAGUGUCA
Leptinotarsa decemlineata (Colorado potato beetle) is the source of this 1927-nucleotide messenger RNA. Its product is annotated as ephrin-A1. Gene Ontology annotation, cellular component: plasma membrane. Gene Ontology annotation, biological process: axon guidance; ephrin receptor signaling pathway. NCBI's taxonomy places the organism in Eukaryota, Metazoa, Arthropoda, Insecta, Coleoptera, Chrysomelidae. Gene Ontology annotation, molecular function: ephrin receptor binding. The record is from RefSeq and is a predicted model, not a curated record.